This is a messenger RNA of Rhincodon typus (whale shark), 3062 nucleotides long. Its product is annotated as phospholipase DDHD1. NCBI's taxonomy places the organism in Eukaryota, Metazoa, Chordata, Chondrichthyes, Orectolobiformes, Rhincodontidae. The coding region runs from base 52 to 2403 and encodes 783 amino acids. The record is from RefSeq and is a predicted model, not a curated record. Gene Ontology annotation, cellular component: cytoplasm. Gene Ontology annotation, molecular function: metal ion binding; glycerophospholipase activity. The transcript has 12 exons.
UAGAGAGAAGGAGGAGGAGGAGAAGGAGAGAGAGAGAGACAGCGGCGCAGCAUGGAGCCUCCGCCGCCGCCACCGCUGCUGCACAUGUCGGCGCCGAGCGACGAGAAGCCGCCGCCCGCCCGCUCCUCACCCGACAGCUCGCCGCAGCAUCACCGCCGCCGGCGCUCGGGCCGCUUCGGCCUGGAGAUGUACCGCUCGCUGAGUGAGGACACCUUCGACCUGUUCACGGCCGAGUCGGAAGCCUCGCUGCCUUACCUGGACCACGAAGAGGCCGACUUCAGCGAGAGCGACACCACCGUGGACCGCAAGCGGAGCCGGGCCAGCAGCAUCCGGCACCGGUAUGAUGUGGUGGGCGAGCUGGGCUGCGAGGAGGUCCGCUGGUUCUACAAGGAGGACCGCAAGACCUGGAAACCCUUCAUCGGAUACGACUCGCUGCGAAUCGAGCUCAUGUACCGCGACUACCUCAAGAUCGCGGCCAGGGACUCGGGGCUGGACAGUAUACAGACCGUCUGUGUCCGCGGAGGCCUCUAUGAAGUCAACGUGAUAGACAAGGGCUGUUACCCCGUCUACUGGUAUCAACCUGAUAAGAUUGUAGUCAUGCGUGGCCAGUGGUUUGUUGAUGGUACAUGGCAACCUUUGGAAGAAGAAGACAGUAAUCUCAUUGAAGCUGAACACCUAAAGCGUUUUCGGGGUCAACAGAUGCAGGAUGCAUUUGAACUGGAUGUAGCUAAACCCAUGGAUAGCAAAGAUGCUAUACAUAGUUUAAAGCUCAGACGCAACCAUGUGGACUGGUACAGUGUGGAUGAGGUUUACCUGUACAGUGACGCUACCACAUCCAAAAUUGCCAGAACAGUUACCCAGAAAUUGGGAUUUUCUAAAGCAUCAAGUAGUGGAACUAGACUUCAUAGAGGAUAUGUAGAAGAGUCUUCACUUGAAGACAAACCUCCACUCCCUACUCACAUUGUCUUUGUUGUACAUGGAAUCGGACAGAAAAUGGACCAAGGUCGAAUUAUCAAAAAUACAGGCAUGAUGAGAGAAGCUGCAAGGAAGGUUGAAGAAAAGCACUUUCCUUAUGCCACAAAUUUGGAAUAUGUUGAGUUUCUGCCUGUGGAGUGGAGGUCGAACCUAUGCCUGGAUGGGGAUACUGUUGAAUCCAUUACCCCAGAUAAAGUACGUGGACUUCGUGAUAUGUUAAAUAGCAGUGCUAUGGACAUCAUGUACUACACUAGUCCCCUCUACAGGGAUGAGAUUGUGAAAGGCCUUCAGCAGGAGUUAAAUCGGUUAUAUGCACUUUUCUGUUCUCGGAACCCAGAUUUUGAAAUCCAAGGUGGGAAGGUUUCGAUAGUAGCCCAUUCGUUGGGCUGUGUCAUCACAUAUGAUAUUAUGACUGGUUGGUAUCCAGUGCGAUUUUAUGACAAAAUGGUCCAAGAGGAAGAAGAGCUAACUGAGAAUUCCAUGAGUUUUGAGGAGCGUGAGCUUCUGGAUGAGAUUCUCAAGACUAAGGAACGAUUAAAAAAAUUAGAACACCAGUUACUUCAAGUGAAAGCAUCAGCUCCAUUCAGAUUACCUGCUUUGAAAUUUAAGGUUGAAAACUUCUUCUGCAUGGGAUCCCCUCUAGCAGUUUUCCUAGCAUUGCGUGGCAUACGUCCGCAGCAUACUGGUAAUCAGGAUCACAUUCUACCGAAAAGUAUCUGUGGCCGAUUGUACAAUAUAUUUCAUCCGACAGACCCUGUAGCCUAUCGACUAGAACCUCUGAUCUUGAAACAUUACAGUAAUAUUGCACCCCUCCAAAUCCAUUGGUACAACACAACUGUCUUAACAAAGUACGAUGACAUAAGGCCAACCUACAUCAAGCCUGCCAAAGAGUCGAUGAAUCCUUCAAUGCCUCCCUCAGCAUCUACCUCACAUACAGAAAUGGAAAAUAUGCCAAGUCCAAGUACCUCGCCAGUUAUACCUCGACGAAACUAUGGGGAAUCAAUAACCAGUCUAGGAAAAGCAAGUAUAAUGGGAGCUGCACACAUCGGAAAAGGUAUUGGUGGAAUACUGUUUGCAAGAUUCACGCGUUCUUCUUCAAUCACUGAGGAAUACAAGGAUGAACCAGUUGUAGAAGAGAGGAGAACAACUGAAGCUCAGUACAGUCCAAAGCUGCUGUCACGCAAUAAUUCUGGUCUUUUGUAUGGUACAGUGGAGUUAGAACAUCGCCUUGAUUUUGAACUGCGGGAGGGCCUUGUAGAAAGCAGGUAUUGGUCUGCAGUAACAUCACACACUUCUUAUUGGUCAUCUCUAGACGUCGCUCUUUUCCUCCUAUCAUUUUUGUACACACAGAGACCACCUGUGGGUGUAGACCAAUCAGAAAGCACCCGAUUUCCAGGAGAAUCUCCGCAUAAGGGAAGAACUGUAUAGAGAGACUAUUGUUACUGCUGCUUAAAGUGCAAUGAAAACAAAGGGAGUCACAGCUUUGUUUGUGUUUUUUUAUUUAUUUUCUAAAAGCCACAAUGAAUACUGGAAGUACGAACAACCUAUUUCUAAAUAAAGUACUCAGACUAGAGUCAAACCUUUUCCUUUCCUACUCUAACAAUUUGUCAUUAUUCAUUGUAUAAUAUAUUAUGUAAAAUACUUCUUUACAAUUGUGGCUACUGAGGUUAACACUGACAUUGAGGCUGGAGCUUAUAAUGUUAAAAACUUUAAUUUUUAUUUAUGUUUCAAAUGUGCAAACCAUAUACAGACACUAACAAUGUUUUGUACUGGGAGUACAACCUACUAUGAAUGUUAACUUGAAGUUUGCACUUUAUAUCUCCGAUGUCUUGUCCUCGUCUUACAGCUAGUCAGUAUGGCUAACGAUGAACUGUUUACACAUUUGAAGUAUAAAGAAAAAGUUUGGUGCUUACACUUUUGUUAAUACAAUGUUUUUCACUUCAUUUUUUCAAAUUUUGCUACAACUGUUUUGCUUCACUGUGCUAUUGUAUAGUGCAGGAGACAUUGCAUUGUCAUUCUCUUAGUGCUUUGUGUCUUCUUUUGGUUAAUAAAAGCCCUGGUGGUUUUAUAACACCAUGUGGUUGACA